GAAGCGUUGGUGGACAUGGGUCAAAUCCAGUACUCCGAGAAGUACUUCGACGACACCUACGAGUACAGGCACGUCGUCCUCCCGCCCGAGGUCGCCAAGCUCCUCCCUAAGAACCGCCUCCUAUCCGAGAACGAGUGGCGCGCGAUCGGAGUGCAGCAGAGCCGUGGGUGGGUGCACUACGCGAUCCACCGCCCGGAGCCGCACAUCAUGUUGUUCCGCCGCCGGAUCAACUACCAGCAACAGGAGGAGGCGGCUGUCGCGCAGAGCUGGCCAAUUGGUCGAUUUGCUGGUGUGUGCCUUGUGUUCAUGGAAAUUCCUGUGAAGGAACUGUCAUGUUAUGGUCAUGGUGAUUUUGCCCAGUGUGUUAGGAAAGAGUAG
Zea mays is the source of this 378-nucleotide messenger RNA. Its product is annotated as cyclin-dependent kinases regulatory subunit 2-like. The transcript is spliced from 5 exons. The record is from RefSeq and is a predicted model, not a curated record. Gene Ontology annotation, molecular function: cyclin-dependent protein serine/threonine kinase regulator activity. The coding region runs from base 16 to 378 and encodes 120 amino acids. Lineage: Eukaryota; Viridiplantae; Streptophyta; Magnoliopsida; Poales; Poaceae.